AUGUGUAUUUGGAAUGAAACCGAAGCGUCCAGAGGUUCUAAUGAAAUUAUGUCCUGCUUACUAAAGGCUUUAAAUUCCAAUGUUACAGAAAAGAAGAAACUGAACAUAUGGUGUGACAACUGCACAGGGCAAAAUAAGAAUCGGGUGGCAAUAUUUUUGAUCCUGUUUUUGACAUCUAUCGGUCUAUUCACAGAAAUUACUUUGGAAUUCCUCGUUAGCUACUUACCAAAUGAUCGUCAUUUCGCACAGAUUGAAAGGAGGAGAAGACUUAAAAAAUGCUUCGUGUCUGAGGAUAUACAACAGCUCAUCAGAGAGAUCAGAUCCAUACAGCCAUAUAAAGUUGUGAAUAUGGAACCCGGACACUUUUUAAAUUUACAACAAGCUGCGGAUUCUUUAAUAUCUACUACUAAGCUUUCAAUAUCGACGCUGUCACAGAUACGAGUUACAAAAGAUAACCCAGGAUACGUAUUUUUCAAAAAAUCUCACAGUGAUAUCGAAAGUUGGCAAAAGUUAAGAGUUCUCUAGAAAAAUAUAUCUGAGGACCAAAUAAAAAACGUACAGAUAGUUAGGCAGGAAUCGACCCCAGAACUUACUGCAGCUAAAAAGCAAAAUUUACGUGCUAUGAUUCCUUAUCUUCAUUUACCAGAGCACCGGGAGUUCUACGAAAAACUUACAUCAUAGUUGCUGGCACUUAC
Molecule: messenger RNA, 695 nt
Organism: Psylliodes chrysocephalus
Lineage: Eukaryota; Metazoa; Arthropoda; Insecta; Coleoptera; Chrysomelidae
Source: the annotation of a GenBank genome assembly